Molecule: messenger RNA, 3229 nt
Organism: Exophiala oligosperma
Lineage: Eukaryota; Fungi; Ascomycota; Eurotiomycetes; Chaetothyriales; Herpotrichiellaceae
Exons: 1
Coding region: 557-3106 (849 amino acids)
Biological process (GO): positive regulation of transcription by RNA polymerase II
Cellular component (GO): nucleus
Molecular function (GO): transcription cis-regulatory region binding; zinc ion binding; DNA-binding transcription factor activity, RNA polymerase II-specific
Source: RefSeq, a predicted model, not a curated record
CUUGUACUCGCCCAACUCAAUUACUCACAGGCCUCUCUCAACCACCUCGGCCUCGUCCUGUCGGGUACUUCCCCAGGCCUUCCUAGUCUUUCUCUUAUCACACCGAUUGGCUUUCCAGACAGCCACAGUCGCACUGAUCUUUCUCCCACCCCAGUCUUCUCGGCCUCUCAUGUAUGCAUCGCCAAUUGACUUCUUCCUACAGAGUAGUCCGGAGACGGUGGUGGCGGUCGGUAUUUCCUGCAUUGCAGAUCUCCGUCAACUCCAGGUUAAGCCACCCAUGAAUCCUCAAACCCUACGAGAACGCUGAAUCUCCGUGCUUGUGAUUUCCUCAUCCUUUUUCGAGCUCAUUUUGCCAUUGUACGUUCAUCACGCACGACGUGUGACAUGUCCAUGCCUCCAUAUUCCUGUCUAUAUGGAAAUGCAGAGCGCUUGAGCUUCGUCCUGGCUUAAGGACCAACGAAAUUCCCACUUUGCGAUCCUGAGCGUGACGUCGCCAUUCUUGUAUGACCAGCCUUUGCGAUUGCGACGACCGUCAGCUUAAUCAGCCAUAAGAGACAUGUCGGCCGCCCAAGACCAGUCUCAGCCUCAGUCGCAGCCGGUGAAGGCAUCAGGUCAACCAGAACUCAGUGCACCGCGAAAGAGGAGGAAGCGUGCUCCCGCUGCUGGAGCACCCGAUGACUGCUUUACCUGCGCUACCCGCAACGUCAAAUGCGAUCGCGUGAGACCAUAUUGCUCCAAGUGCUUGGACGAUGGGAAAGAUUGUGCUGGAUACAAGACUCAAUUGACCUGGGGCAACGGCGUCGCAAGCCGCGGCAAGUUGCGCGGCCUGUCGCUACCAGUUGCUGGUACUCAAAAAGCUGCGCCUGCUCCGGCAUCGCCCACUAAAUCAAGGAGGAGAGCCUCUCAACAACGACCGCAGAAACCUCAAUUUCGUGCUGAUGCAGGCCAGACUGUCUCUUCACCUCCAGGGACUGGUGCAACGCUGUUGGCCCGCGGCUCUAUCUCUAUAACCAAAGACAAUGCUGAGUCCAAUUUCCAACGACAUACGUCGUCAUUCCCUAUACCUGUUCCAGACACAACAACAUCCUGGGCGACAGCAGCGGCGACAACGAGCGCGCCGGCUUCUACGUCUAUCAAGAUAGAGAACGUAGACCCGUCGCAUCCCUCAGAUGCUUCCGUGCCUCGGACAUCCCCUCUUCUUACAGGACAUCAAUUCUCAGCCGGAUUCUCGUCAGAUAUUGGGUACGGUGGAAGUCUUUCGCCACGCUCAUAUCCAGAUACUUCUCCUGAGCCUAGCUACUUUGGACGGGUUUUGAGCCACGAGACCUUAGGACCGCGAGCACGUGCUUACCCACUCUCACCUCAGAUUCACUCACCUUACCGCAGUGUCUUCUCUGAUCACGACCAAUUCCCAGCUUUUUCAACCCAAGAGACACCCUAUGAUGCCAACGAUGGCUAUUCCCGAUUAUGUUCUCAACAGAAAACUUCGAUAAUAGUAGACCUCGAUCAGCAUCUUGCCGAUGAAGAAGUGGAGGAUGUCAAACACGCUUACAAUGAUGGAUUUGUCGCUGUCGACGAGGACGUACUCGUCACGUUUCCGCGUCUGCCGUCUAACUACAACCUGUCCAUAUCGCCCUAUGCUGGAAUGGGUGCCAUUGGAGCUACCCCGCGCAUCCAGUACUUGAUUAACUACUAUACAGAAGUCAUUUCACCUGUUAUAGUGGCUUUCGACGGCCCUUCCAAUCCUUACAGGACACACAUUCUGCGGCUAGCAGCGAGGAGUGACACACUUCAGCAUGCCAUCGCCGCUCUCUCCGCUAGCAAUUUGAGGCAACGACGGGAGACUGGUGCUCUGUCAACUGGCAAGACUGACCCUGCGAGGCGAUCAUCCAUUGCUCAUUUGACCCUGACCCAUGAGUCGUGGCAAGAGUCCAAUGGCUUAUCCCCGCAAGAUCAGGCUAGAGAAGAGGCGCUGCAUAAAGGGAUGGCCAUUCAAUCUCUGAACAGACAGCUUGCAGAUCCUGUCUUACGCAAGGACGACUCUAUUCUUGCUACGCUCCUGAUUUUAUGCCUUUUCCAUAUAUGCGAUUCGGGAGUAGCCAAGUUUCAGACCCAAUUCGCAGGGGUGAAGAAACUAUUGGGCAUGCGUCAACAUGGUCUUGGUGUUGAUACCAAAGAGGCCAAGUGGUUCACGCGGAUGUUUACGUGGUUCGAUGCGAUGACUGCUACCGUCAAUGAUCGCGAGGGACAACUCCAAGGUCAUCAUCUAGACGUAUCGGCUCUGUCUGAUGAAGAUUGGGCUUUGGAAAAUCUGGCUGGCUGUGACGGACAACUUUUCAAGACCAUUGCCAAAUUAGGUCGCCUCAACGUUCUAAGCCAGGGCAAGUCUGUCGAAGAAACGCCAACACUUGUGUCGAGACCUGUACCCCGGAUGUCUUUUGGAACAAACCUCGACUAUAGCAAUUUCGACGGCAAUGGGUGGAUGAGAAUCAUGGAAGACGAGAAUCUCUUUUCUUCCAAGACCGCUGAUCCAGACGUCAAGACACAAUUCUGGCGCGAGUGGAGAGAAAUCCGCCAGACUCUGCAGACCUGGCAGCUAGAUACCACGAUGUUUGACUGUUCUAGCCCAGAGGCACCACUACUUACACACGAGCAACGAGUCGACCUCGCCAAUAUCUCCGAGUCAUUCCGUUAUUCUGCACUUCUUUAUACGGAGAGACUUGCAAACCCGACCGUGCCUAGUACGGAUCAGUCCAUUAGGUUCUGGGUACAGAAAUGCCUGAUGUACAUCAAAGCUGUCAAGUCGGACGUUUAUCUACUCUGGCCGCUUUUCAUUACGGGAAGCGAAUGCGUUGACGAGGUUGACCGUGAAGUUAUCCGGGAACGGUGUUUGGACAUCCAGAAGGAUAGUGGAUUUCUCAACAACAAGAGCUGUUUGGAGCUGCUGGAAAAGGUUUGGCAUCGCUAUGAUGAAAAAGAACGCAGAUCAUCCCCUGGACAUGAGAUGAGACAAGUUAGCAAGGAACAUGAUGGAAGGGAAACAGGAUUCCGGUUCACGACGAUAAUGAGAAUGGAAGAAAACGAAGGAGAGUAUAUUGUUGUUUAGUUCAUAGGCGACGAAGGACCAGAAUGUGUAGUGGAAAUUGGUCGCGGAGGCCUUUUGGAUCUCGCAUUUCUCAUGUAUACGCGAGCAAACUUUCCUGAUGCACGGAAAGAAAAAUGCUGACCA